Messenger RNA from Telopea speciosissima, 4360 nucleotides. RefSeq names its product myosin-3-like. The coding region runs from base 3 to 4325 and encodes 1440 amino acids. The record is from RefSeq and is a predicted model, not a curated record. NCBI's taxonomy places the organism in Eukaryota, Viridiplantae, Streptophyta, Magnoliopsida, Proteales, Proteaceae. The transcript has 7 exons.
CCAUGGAAGGGGAAGUCCAAGCAAGUCCAUCGGGAAUCCAAAGGAAGGAGGAGUCCGAGAGCCAGCCUGAGGGCGAUGUUCAAGUGAAGGUGGAAAGAGUUGAAGAAGAGAUUCUAGCAAAUGGGCCAUUAGAGAAAGAGGUAAAAGGACACAAGGAAGAAGAAGAUGCUUCCCUAGAUGAAGAAUUCAUAAAAGUGGAGAAGGAAGGCUUAGAGAUAAAGGACAGUUCCCAUUCAACCGAAGCAGCAGCUGUGGGAGAUAAACUAACCGUCAUAGAAAGAAGCUCAAGCAAUUCAAUGGCUAGCAGAGAUUUGUUAGAAUCCCAAGAGAAGGUCAAAGAACUUGAGUUUGAAUUGGAAAAAGUGGUUGGAGAAUUGAAGCAUUAUGAAUCUGAAAAUGCUCGGCUGAAGGAGGAGGCCCUACUUUCGAAGGAGAAGCUGGAAGAUAGUGUGCAGCACUGUGAAGAGCUUGAACUUAGUCAGAUAAGAUUGCAAGAGCAGAUUAUACAAGUAGAGGACAAGUACCAUUCACAGCUCAACACUCUCCAAGAGGCAUUGCAAGUGCAUGAAGAAAAGCAAAAGGACUUGAUGAAUGCAAAAGGAGCAUUGGAAAUGCUCACUGUAGAUCUCAAGAGCUCAAAAAUGAAGAUGCAGCAGCUAGAGGAAGAGCUGCAAUCAUCGGCAGUUGAGGCACGUAAAUUUGAGGAGCUGAGUAGGCAGAGUGGUUCACAUGCUGAAUCUGAGACAAAGAGGGCUUUCGAGUAUGAGGGGCUGCUUGAAGUAGCAAAACUGAGUGCAAAAGAGAUGGAAGAUCAGAUGGCUUCUCUACAAGAAGAACUUAAGGGUCUCUUCAACAAGAUUGCAGAAAGUCAGCAUGUUGAAGAAGAACUAAAGAAUACUACAGCACAGCUUUCUGUAGUUGAAGGGGACUUGAUGCUUUCUCAAGAACAACAACUGGAUCUGGAGCAGAGGCUUUCUUCGAAGGAAGCUAUCAUAAAUGAACUGAGCAAAGAACUGGAUCUACACAAGACAUCAGAAGCACAGGUGAAGGAAGAUAUAAUGGCUCUGGAGAAUAUGUUCUCCUCGACCAAAGAAGAUCUUCAGGCAAAGAAUGCUGAGUUGAAAAAAAUUAGAUUAAAACUGCAUGAGGAAAUGGAAAUGAGAAAACUGGUUGAAAACAGCUUAAAAAAUCAGGAGACUCAGCUCUCAACUGUUCAGGAAGAAUUGAGUAAGGUGACUGGAGAGAAAGGUGCUUUAGAAGCAGCUGUUGCUGAUCUUAACAGUACAGUAAUGCAAACAAAGGAUCUGUGCUGUGAUCUUGAGAGCAAGUUGAAGAUAUCAGAUGAAAAUUUCUGCACAGCAGAUUCUCUUCUAAGUCAAGCUUUAUCAAGUAAUGCAGAUCUGGAACAGAAGUUGAAGUCUCUUGAAGAGUCCCACCAAGAAUCUGGUGCAGCUGCUGCUACUGCUACCCAAAGGAACAUUGAACUUGAGGAGAUCAUCCAAGCAUCAAAUGCCGCAGUAGAAGAAGCACAGUCACAGCUUAGAGAGAUUGAGAUGCGGCUGAUAGCAUCAGAACAGAGGAAUGCUGAGCUUGAGCAACAACUGAACAUGGCAGAACUAAAAAGCAGCCAUGCUGAUAGAGAACUUAAAGAAAUCUCUGAGAAAAUAUCAGAGCUCGGUGCUAUGUUGGGAGCGUCCGAGAAAGAAAAGGCACAGCUGAAGAACCAAAUGCAAGAAUACGAAGGUAAGAUAAUCCAAUUGGAGUCUGCUUUGAGCCAAUCAUCUUUGAGGAGCUCAGAGCUUGAACUAGAGCUGAAGGAUGUCACAGAGAAAUGUGCUGAGCAUGAGGGUCAAGCCAAUAAGACCCAUCAACGCAGCCUUGAACUUGAAGAUCUGAUCCAGAUGUCUCAUUCCAAAGUAGAGGAUGCUGGCAAAAAAAUGUGUGAUUUGGAAUUUCUGCUACAAGCAGCAAACCACAGAGUACAAGAACUCGAAGAACAGAUAAACACAUUAGAAGCAAAAUGUGGAAAUUCUGAAUCAGAAUUGAAGCAAUUUUCCCAGAAGGCUUCUGAACUUGCAGUAGAACUAGAGGCUUUUCAAACAAAAGCAUCAAGCCUUGAAAAUGCACUCCAAGCAGCAACCGAGAAAGAAAGGGAAUUAACUGAAUGUUUGGGUGUAAUUACUGAAGAGAAGAAGAAGUUUGAAGAUGAACUGAACAGUUCCAGCAAUAAACUUUUGGAAGGUGAAAAUGUGCUUGGGGUCUUGAAGAAUGAACUGAAAUCAACACAAAAUAAACUGGAGAGUUUAGAGGAAGAUUUUAAGGCUUCUGGAAUCAGAGAGAGUGAGAUACUGGAGAAGCUUAAAUCUGCUGAAGAGCAGUUAGAGGAACAAGGAAAAGUAAUAGAGCAGGCUAUGGAAAGUAACUCAGAACUGGAGUCAUUAAAUGAAUCUCUAACCAGGGAUUCAGAUCUAAAGCUUCAGGAAGCAAUAGCAAACUUCACCAACAGAGAUUCUGAGGCUAAAUCCUUGUACGAAAAACUGAAGAGUCUUGAAGAUCAAUCCAAGUUUUCUGAAGAGCAAGCAACUGAGGCAGCUGAAAGAUCAGCCUCUUUGAAGGUUGAUUUGGAUCAGAGUCUGAUGAAACUAUCAGCUCUGGAAAGCACCAUUGAUGAUCUCAAAAGAAAGGUCUUCGAAGCAGAAGAUAAAGCUGCCCGAUCUUUCUCAGAGAAUGAACUGUUAGCUGAGACUAACUUAUGGCUCAAAAACAAGGUUAAUGAACUUAAAGAACUGCUAAGUUCUGCUUGUGAUGAGAAGGAAGCAACUUCUCAACAACUAGCUUCACACAUGAAUACCAUAACUGAAAUGACAAAUCAGCAUUCAAGAUCCUUGGAAGUUCAAUCUACCACUGAAUCUCGAGUCAAGGAGACUGAAAUGCAGUUGCAAGGAGCCAUCGAGAGAUUCACUCAGAAAGAUUCAGAAGCAAAAGCCUUAAAUGAGAAGCUGAAUGCUCUUGAAACCCAAGUAAGAAACUAUGAACAACAGACUCAUGAAGCAUUUACUGUUGCAGAAACUCGAAAACUCGAGUUAGAAGAAGCUUUAUUGAAAUUAAAGCUUCUGGAAACUGCUUUUGAAGAAACACAAUCUAAAGGUGAUCAAUUUGAGAAAGAGUGCAAAGACCUAGUCGAGGCAAACAUGAAACUUACCCAGGAACUUGCAGCCUGUGAAUCCAAAAUGAAUGAUCUACAAACAAUGCUAUCAUCAGUCCUUGUCGAGAAAGAUGAAGCUCUUGAACAAUUACAAUCUUCAAAGGAGGCAAUGGAAGAUUUGACAGAACAGCUCACUGCUGACAGGCAAAGCCUACAUGUUCAGAUAUCUUCACUUAUGGAAGAGAAUAACCUGCUUAAUGAAACACACCAAGAUGCAAGAAAAGAAGUUCAAACAGUGAUAGUCCAACUAGAAGAACAACUGAUGGAACAGAAGGCAAGGGAACUUACCUUAAAUAGAGAGCUGGAAAGUCUUAAAUCUGCGCUUACAGAGAAAUCUCUGUUGCAAGCUCAGGUCGCUGAACUUGAACAACAAUUGAUGUUGGCUGAGAGUCAACUGAAAGAAGAGGUUAGAAGAGUUCAAGUGGUAGCUGCUGAAAAAGAGGCUGAACUUACUAACAAAUUGGAUGAGCAUGUACUCAAGAUCCAGGAUAGAGAUGCCCUAGGUGAACAAGUACUGCAACUUCAGAAGAAGCUAGAUCUUGCACACACAGCCAUUGAUGAACAGAAAAAAGGUGUAUCUAGGAAUGAGCUCGAACAUGAAUCUUCUGUCAAGCAUUCUGUCGAGGAGCUUGAGGCAAAGAGCCAACAAAUCAUUCUUUUGGAAAAGCAAGUUGAAGAACUUGAGAAGACACUGCAGCUUGCUGGUGAAAAAAUAAAAGAAAAGGAUGAGGAAGAGAAAAAGCUUGCCUGGGUCAGUGCAGAGUUGGAUGAUUUGAAGAAGAGAUAUAGUCAAACUUCUGAAUUAGAAAAAAAGAUUGAGGAACUUGAAAAAAAGCUGAAGUUAGCAUAUAGUAAUGUCAAGGAUCAGGGUGAUCUAGGAGUCCCAACCGAGUUGAAAGAUGGACAAGAGGUGAAAUCUAGAGACCUUGGAUCAACUGUGCCAACUCCAUCAAAAAGAAAGAGUAAGAAAAGAACAGAAACAGUAUCUCCUCAAGCGUCAUCUUCUUCUGGCCUUCAUACUGAAACCCAUGAGGUUUCUUCUCUGAUGACCUUAAAGUUCAUCCUGGGAGUAGCAUUGGUAUCUGUGAUCAUAGGCAUUAUUCUUGGAAAGCGGUAUUAAUUAGCUUGUUGUGUAUAUAUUUUUCUUUUCUUUUU